GGGAGCACCUGGAAAUGGCUGCUCAGAACCUUGUUGACAACCAGCUUCACACCUUCCAUCUGUGCUGGGAAUACAUCUGAAGGGAUUGAAGGGAAGGAAUAAGCACAGAUAAGGACCCCUAACCACUGAGAUAGACUCCCCUUUCAAUCGCAUAUGAAGCACUGGAGGAAAUGACCUCCUUUCAAAUCCUGCAACAAAACGCUCUAUUUUGAGCAUCUGAUCCUUCUUGACUGCUGGAUGCUCCAGCUGUGAUCUCCCCGUUCUGUUCACAUCACUGGACACCAGCAUUCAAGACCCUUCCAUUCUCUACCCCUUCAUCCUGAGACACCCAGAUGCUGCAGUCUCACCUUUGCACAACCGGUGCAGCUCAUCGAAGCUCCCGGGGUUGGGCAGCGGUUCCUCUCGACGGUGGCUCCGGCGGGCACUGUUCCUAGACCGAAUUCCGCCAUCAUGAAGCUGCUUGCAAUGGUCGCACUGCUGGUCACCAUCUGUAGCCUGGAAGGAGCUUUGGUUCGAAGACAGGCAGAGGAGCCGGAUAUGCACACCCUGUUCAGUCAGUAUUUUCAGAGCAUGACUGACUACGGCAAGGAAUUGGUGGAGAAGGCCAAGUCCUCGGAGAUUAAGAGCCAGGCCAAGGCUUACUUUGAGAAGACACAGGAGCAGCUGACACCCUUUGUCCAGAGAGCUGGAAGUAGUCUGAUGACUUUCUUAAGCAGUUUUAUGAACCUCGAGAAUCCAGCUCCCGCAGCUAAGUGAGAUGUGUCAGGACCAGUCAGUCUGCCUACCCCAGCUGCCCCACUGGCCACCACUAGAACCCUCUCCCUACCUUCUGCCUGUUUUCUCCAAUAAAUGAGGAAGGAGUUAAACUU
Messenger RNA from Arvicanthis niloticus (Nile rat), 869 nucleotides. NCBI's taxonomy places the organism in Eukaryota, Metazoa, Chordata, Mammalia, Rodentia, Muridae. The record is from RefSeq and is a predicted model, not a curated record.